This is a messenger RNA of Mesorhabditis belari, 5505 nucleotides long. The record is from the annotation of a GenBank genome assembly. Lineage: Eukaryota; Metazoa; Nematoda; Chromadorea; Rhabditida; Rhabditidae.
AUGGCCUUUGUGUCGGGUGGGGGACAAUCCUCAUCCAAUCAGCCACAACAACAAAUCCCAUCAACCAAUCAAUCACAGCACUCAUUUCAAGCUUUCCCCUCGCAAGCCGCCAUUCUACAACAGCAAUUGCAGGAAUCACUCGUACAACAGCAACAACAGCAACAAGGAGCCGCUGCUCAGCAGAAUCCAAUGGUGCAACAGUUGCUGGCUCAAGUGCUGCUCGCACAGCAGCAAAAUGCUCAACACCAACCAGCGCCACCGCCACCACCGCAACAGCAAUCGAAUCAGCAAUAUUUGCUAGGAUUGUUACAGAACCAAUUGACUAUGCAACUCCUUCAACAGCAACAGCAGCAAGUGCAACAGCAACAACAGCAACAGCAGCAACAACAUCAACAACAGCAGCAACAGCAACAAGCGCUUGCUCAAGCCCAGGCCCAAGUUCAAGUCGCUCAGCCUCAGCCAACACAAAUUGCUCAGCCUCAACCACAGAAUGCAGUCAAUCCACUACUUUACUAUCAAAUGGCUGCUCAGCAACUCCUCGGUGGCCAAUCUCAACAAACUGCAUCCGCUUCUCAACCAGUCACCCAAACAACUCAAUCGAUGCUUUUGCAGCAAAAUCCGUCAACUUCAGAAUUGCCACAAUCUCAUGAUCACUUCCAGAGAGCUCAAUCAUCGGCAGCUACCGCUUUUCAGCCAGUUCCUCAAACUUCAUCAAUGAAUGGGCCGAUCCCAGCGAGAAUUGCAGAGAAUUACGUCGAUCAGCCAGUCUACUCAAAUCAUCGUUCACAGCUUAAAGAAGAGAAACCACAGAUUUCUGAGCUCUCCGUUCAGGAGAGAAUAUCACGAUUAAUAAGCGACAAUGAGGCGAUCAUUCAACAGCCACAAGUCAUGAUAAAGCGAAGACCAUAUCAUCGAUCGACUCUUGGCUCACAAUCAAGUAUUGAAACCGAUCCACAGAGUGGAGUUGGCUCUAAUCGGACUUCACCUGGUAGCAAUGGUUUGGCGUUAGUUCGAGAGCACAAGAUGCCAACAACGAGAAGUCAAUCUCUUUAUGAGCCGAUUCACGGUAUCAAAGCGUUUGGUGGUGGAGGAUCGCUGACUUCUGGACAACCGAUUACCCGAAUUGAUAAACCAGGCACAUCAUCUCAUCAAUGUACGUAUUGUAUGGUGCAAUUUAACAAUGCUCAAGCAGCUUCUCUUCACGAAUUGACAUGUAGUAAAAGAUCCGAUUUGCAAAGACCUCCUCCUGCUUCGACAGCUCCAAAACUUGAAGAAAUGAGAAACUCUGAUUCACCGAUUGUCAUCGAUAAUCGCCAACAUCCACUGAAGAGACGACUUUUAGGCGCUGUAUCUGAAUCGCCGAACAAAAUCCCGAAAGCAGAAAUGUCAAGCCCGGCUCCGCACGAGGAAAUGCUCACAAUGCCGAUUGCUCCCGAGAUUCGAAGACCUGUCCCUGGAAUUUCUUCUGGACUAUCGAGACGAGCCACUGUUGCCUCGUUAUCUGUUGAAACUGUGGCCAAUUCCACUAUCCCUUUACAAUCUCUGCAAAGCUAUCAGGCUGCUGCUACAAGCAAUCUUCAGACUUUGCAAGCUGCUCAAGCGCAAGCUCUACAAGUUCAACAACAACUCAUCCAACAGCAACAACAGAUCCAACAGGCGCAAGCUCAAGCACAGGCUCAAGCUCAAAAAGAAGCAGCUAUCCAACAACUUGUGGCUCAAGCCAAUCAGCAGAACAGUUUACAAUUGUUGACACAUCUACAGCAACAACAGCUACAAGGACAAACCAAUGCUGUUCAAACGAUUAUUCAAUCAUUGAUCAAUAGUGGAAAUCCAUUAGGCCCGCAUUUAGCUCUGCAAUUGGCUCAACAAGCCGAAGCUGCUCGUCAACAACAACAACAAACCCAGCUGCAAUUGUUGCAAAAUCCAUCACAACAAAUGCUGCAACAGUUAGGACAACAAUCUGCUCAAUCAACUGCUCGGGUCAAUCAACAGGCAUUGUUGCAAGCAUUUGCUGAAGCAAAGCUAUCCGAUCGACAAGAGGCCGGCAGCUCAACACAAUCAGCUUUCACUCCCCGAAAUCUCGAGGUGAAAACAGUGCCGCCACAAGUCCCAAGAGCUACUCAAUUGGUUGGAUCAAUUGAAGUGAUCAAGGCUCAGUUGGAAGCUCCAAGUGUACCAUUGAUUGGAGAUGUGAACAAGCCUUACACUCUUGUGUUGAGUGCAGCGGAUGCAAGCAAAGUGGCAGAGAGUUCAGAGGCUAAGAAAACAAAUCAUCAACGAGCCAUUGCAUCUGAUACAUAUUGUUGUUUGAAUACAUUGUUGCCAUCAUCGCGCGAAGCGAUUGCAAAAGAAAGUGCUUACUCGGAUCAAUGGAAAAAUAGUCGAGCCACCGAUAUCGAGAAAGCGUUGAACAAGCUCUACUUGAGCACAUGUCAAAUGACACCUGGUCUAGGUAUCAAGGAGUAUUAUCGAUUCACUUCUGCUAAUCGUGAAGGUGGUCAACUCCGAGUCACUCACUCAUCUUUUUGGGAGAUCUCUACAAAGUUGCGUCUUCGACAGAGUCAAUCGGUGGCUCUACUCGCCGCCAUGAGCUUGCAAGGACCGACGAACGGACUCUACGAAUACGGUGCCAAGAGGCCCAGUCUUGAACAACAAGCGAUGGCCUCAAUCGUGCCGGAAAUGGUUAUCGGCUACAAGCCACAACUUCCCAUCACCACACAAAUCUCACCAAUAGUUCAACAAGCAACACAAAUCAAAAUUGAAAACAAAUUUCAACAAGAGAGACAAGAGAGACAAGAGAGAAUUUCACCACAACAAGAUGAAGUUGAAGUGAUCCAUAUUGAAAAACCAAUCACAUCAGCGGCAUCAAGCUUCCCAGCUCCACUACCUUUGAAAAGUAAAGAGAAUAAAGAAAAUGCACCAAUUGAGUCAAGCAAAUCAACACGAGAGAGUCGAGUCUCAAGAAAGGAUUCGGGGAAAUUAGAGAAGAAGGAGACGGUGAUUGGCGCUCAUCGAACUGACGAGGUCUACGUUUACGUGAGAGGGAGAGGCCGAGGCAGGUAUAUUUGUGAUCGUUGCGGGAUUCGCUGCAAGAAGCCGAGUAUGCUCAAAAAGCAUAUCAAAUCUCACACCGACGUUCGACCAUAUCAAUGUAAACAGUGCAAUUUCUCGUUUAAGACCAAGGGAAAUCUCACAAAACACAUCGCCUCUAAGAGUCACCGAAAGAAAAUUGGUGAAAUACCAGGACGUGUCAUUGAAAGCGAUGAAGAGAGUGAUCGUUUGGAGAUUGCUGAUGAGGAUGAAGAUAUGGAGGAUAAAAUGGAAUUUGAAGAUAUGGAUCAUAAAGAAAGCUCCGAUGAUUCUGAUGAAGAGGAUUACACAAAUAUGGCCGAAUCAAUGCCAUAUCGGAAAUUUGGUUUCGGACAGGAAAACAUUUUGGAGGAACGAGCCACGCAUACACCGCCAUCAAGAUGGGUGUUGGUUGAAGAGAAAACGACCAGGAAAUGGCCUGAGCCCGAUGUUCAGCGAAAUUGCUCAUCAGCUCCUCCUGCUGCAGCCGCUUUUCAGACUCCGCCAAUCCCUCCCAUUACACUUAAAGAAGAAGCUUUGAUUUUAACUACUCCAACUGUCACAUCAGUACUCUUCCAUCAAAAUCCGACCACUCAAUUGAUUGGAUCAAACACAUCAAACUUUCUAUCACCAUUCCCCGCCACAAUGAGCUCAGAAACUCCUGUUGGAACAGCUCUUCUUUCCGGAGAUUCCUCACUCUAUGGACAAUUUCUUUCAAAAGAGGAACAUCCUUGCACUCAAUGUGGAAAGAUUUUUCGUAAACAAGCUGAGUUAACCCUUCACCAGCAUACUCACAAUAUUGAGCGGCAAACAGCGAAGAAUCGAGUUUUUCAAUGUCCCGAAUGUCGUCAACCCUUUCGCUCAAAGCCACUCUUGAGUCGACAUAUGGAGACAGCACACGGGAUUCAGUUAUCACUUGAUGCUGAGCCUCUUGCUCUUGGAGAUACCAGUGUUCAUUCUGUUCUAUCAAACACUCCACCAGCAAAUCCAAGAUCAUUUCUCUGUUCUGAUUGUGGAAUUGGUUUUCGAAAGCAUGGAAUUCUCGCAAAACACUUGAGAAGUAAAACUCAUGUGGUUAAAUUGGAAGGACUUGGCCGUUUACCAGUAGACAGUUUGAAUUUGAUUAUGAAGAAAGACAGUGGAGCUUGUCUCAAUGAUAUCGAUACAACGGACUGUGAGAGAGCUCGUGCAAGUUUAACUGCAAUUGUUGAGGCAAUUCGAGCCGAAUUUGCCACCUCCGAUCCUCCGACCAAUCAGCCUUCAAGUUUGACACAAACGAAUUUCGUUUUACCGCUCAUUACAACUCCUUGCGAUUCGCAACUCACUCAACCUGUAACUGCUAUGACUUCUUCUCCUCAAGCGAAUACUGUCACUUCAACUGCUACUUUUUCGUCAGCAACUCCGAUUCCAGUCAGCCAAAAUCUAUUGAAUACCGCUGCUGUGAUUGCUGGAUUGGCUUCUCCAAGAAGACCGAGUGUCUCUCAUCACAAUGGAUCUCCAAGAAGAAAAAAAGAAGAAUCCCCAUCGAUGAGACCUCGUGGUGACUCGUUCAGUACAAUGUCCUCACUUGAGCCUCAACAUCGACGAAGAGCCGAGACUUUUGGAGCAAUUUCUAUGAGAGAUCUCUAUUCGAGAACAAUUUCUGCGAAUGUCUGGGUGCCACCAAAAGCUGAUUCAUUGGAACGACCAAGAGUGCCGGAUGCUUGGAGUAAAGCAAGCACUCCUGGAGAUUGCUCAACUGAACCAGGCUCAUCUCGAUCAGAUGAUAUGGACUCAAUGCGCUCUUCAUCCUCAACACCUGUGCAUCGAAUCUCAAACGGUCAUAUUCCUUCUCCAUUAAUGGGUCCAGGAAAGUGUGCUCUUUGUGAUAUCACCUUUGAGACACAUGUCGAGUUGCAGGUUCAUAUGCAUGCUGAUCACAUCUCGAUGCGUGAUGGAAAGGAUUUUCGAUGUCCGAAGAAACAUUGUGAUAAGGUGUACCCAAGUCGAGACAGUCUUCGCCAACACAUUCAGACUCAUUACCAACGGGGAUUAGUGUUAUUGGCUCCAGUGAUUCCAAUUGAGAAUCCAGAAGCUCCUGGAAGGGCAUCACCAUUAACUGACACAGAAAGCAGCUGUCCUCCAAGUCCCGCCGAUGGAAUGAGAGACGAAAGAUCGAACUCGAUCUCAGCUACAACACUCCCGAUUCCUCAAAUCCCUCAACCAGCUCCUCCACCCGCACAACUCAACUCACUCCCAUGUGUCGUUUGCGGGGAUCGUUUCGUUGACUCAAUGACUUUACAAGAACAUUGGUUGAGUCAUGUCGCUAAACGGCCACAUAUCUGCUCGGUUUGCGAUGCUGGAUUCACAACACUCGACGCACUCAACUCGCAUAAAGUCUCGCACUUCAGCAAUGGAAAUACAAAUGGGAUUGAAAAAAUGGACACUACUCCAUUG